AUGAACAAAGAUGGCCGCCGCCCGAGUCUUCGAGCUCAGUGGGAGCAGAAGGCUCAGAGCAUCGCAGACCAGAACCAGCAAGAGAAGGACUGGAGGAGGAAGAGCACCAUGACAGUACGAGAAUCUAAAUGGUCGUACCACCACCAGCUCAUCAACAAAGGUCCGUCUGAGUUCCAGAAAGCCACGAGUUGCCAUGACGAAGAGGAUUCCAAGCCGAAGAUCCGCUUCAAAGUGGUGGCCCCGCCCCCUCCAAGGCCUAAAACGCCGCCUGCGGCCAAAACCCCCGCCCCGCGCAGAGGAGACUCCCCCAAACUCAGGGUCAAGCGUAAAGUGGAGGUGGACGUCUUCAAAAUCUGCUGGAGAGACUCCUGGAUGAGCCUGAAGCCUCCAAAGUACCUGUUCCUGAAGAUGAUGGAGCUUCGUGAGCGCCUGGGCUUCACCCCCAUUCACCUGGUCCCUAAGGUCCCCAUGGUCCCCAUGGUCCCCAAAGUUAAGGAGACCAGGGCCCCUCUCCCAGAGCUCUGGAGCCAGUCCUGGAGGAAGAUGAGGAGUUCCCCAUGGUGUGUGUAUGAGGAGGUGCUGCAGUGGGAGGUGCUCUGUGCUCAGAGGCCUCCUCUCUGCGCCUCCAUCGCUCCGUACUCGCUCCCCGUUUGGGCCGGGACCUGGAAGAUCAUGAACUUUGCGUUUCGGCAGCAGAAGACCAUGUGGGACCUCCCAUGGUCCUACUACCAGCAGACCCCCACAGAGCGCCUCCCCCUCAUCCUUAACAUUGACGAGGAGGUGAGUGAGAGGAAGAGCAAACCUGACAGAGACCUGACAGAGAACCUGACAGAGAACCUGACAGAGAACCUGACUGAGAACCUGACUGAGAACCUGACAGAGAACCUGACAGAGAACCUGACUGAGAACCUGACUGAGAACCUGACUGAGAACCUGACAGAGAACCUGACUCAGAACCUGACAGAGAACCUGACUCUGAACCUGACAGAGAACCUGACAGAGAACCUGACAGAGAACCUGACAGAGAACCUGACAGAGAACCUGACUGAGAACCUGACUGAGAACCUGACAGAGAACCUGACAGAGAACCUGACUGAGAACCUGACUGAGAACCUGACAGAGAACCUGACUCUGAACCUGACAGAGAACCUGACUGAGAACCUGACAGAGAACCUGACAGAGAACCUGACUGAGAACCUGACUGAGAACCUGACAGAGAACCUGACUGAGAACCUGACAGAGAACCUGACAGAGAUCCUGACAGAGAACCUGACAGAGAACCUGACAGAGAACCUGACAGAGAACCUGACAGAGAACCUGACUGAGAACCUGACUGAGAACCUGACAGAGAACCUGACAGAGAACCUGACUGAGAACCUGACUGAGAACCUGACAGAGAACCUGACUGAGAACCUGACUGAGAACCUGACAGAGAACCUGACAGAGAACCUGACUGAGAACCUGACUGAGAACCUGACAGAGAACCUGACAGAGAACCUGACUGAGAACCUGACAGAGAACCUGACAGAGAACCUGACAGAGAACCUGACUGAGAACCUGACAGAGAACCUGACAGAGAACCUGACAGAGAACCUGACAGAGAACCUGACUGAGAACCUGACUGAGAACCUGACAGAGAACCUGACAGAGAACCUGACAGAGAACCUGACAGAGAACCUGACAGAGAACCUGACUGAGAACCUGACUGAGAACCUGACAGAGAUCCUGACAGAGAACCUGACAGAGAACCUGACAGAGAACCUGACUGAGAACCUGACAGAGAACCUGACAGAGAACCUGACUGAGAACCUGACAGAGAACCUGACUGAGAACCUGACAGAGAACCUGACUGAGAACCUGACUGAGAACCUGACUGAGAACCUGACUGAGAACCUGACUGAGAACCUGACAGAGAACCUGACUGAGAACCUGACUGAGAACCUGACUGAGAACCUGACAGAGAACCUGACAGAGAACCUGACUGAGAACCUGACUGAGAACCUGACAGAGAACCUGACAGAGAACCUGACUGAGAACCUGACAGAGAACCUGACAGAGAACCUGACAGAGAACCUGACUGAGAACCUGACAGAGAACCUGACAGAGAACCUGACAGAGAACCUGACAGAGAACCUGACUGAGAACCUGACUGAGAACCUGACAGAGAACCUGACAGAGAACCUGACAGAGAACCUGACAGAGAACCUGACAGAGAACCUGACUGAGAACCUGACUGAGAACCUGACAGAGAUCCUGACAGAGAACCUGACAGAGAACCUGACAGAGAACCUGACUGAGAACCUGACAGAGAACCUGACAGAGAACCUGACUGAGAACCUGACAGAGAACCUGACUGAGAACCUGACAGAGAACCUGACUGAGAACCUGACUGAGAACCUGACUGAGAACCUGACAGAGAACCUGACAGAGAACCUGACUGAGAACCUGACAGAGAACCUGACAGAGAACCUGACUGAGAACCUGACUGAGAACCUGACAGAGAACCUGACAGAGAACCUGACAGAGAACCUGACAGAGAACCUGACAGAGAACCUGACAGAGAACCUGACUGAGAACCUGACUGAGAACCUGACAGAGAACCUGACAGAGAACCUGACAGAGAACCUGACAGAGAACCUGACAGAGAACCUGACUGAGAACCUGACUGAGAACCUGACAGAGAACCUGACAGAGAACCUGACUGAGAACCUGACUGAGAACCUGACAGAGAACCUGACAGAGAACCUGACAGAGAACCUGACUGAGAACCUGACUGAGAACCUGACAGAGAACCUGACUGAGAACCUGACAGAGAACCUGACUGAGAACCUGACUGAGAACCUGACUGAGAACCUGACAGAGAACCUGACAGAGAACCUGACAGAGAACCUGACAGAGAACCUGACAGAGAACCUGACUGAGAACCUGACUGAGAACCUGACAGAGAACCUGACAGAGAACCUGACAGAGAACCUGACAGAGAACCUGACUGAGAACCUGACAGAGAACCUGACAGAGAUCCUGACAGAGAACCUGACAGAGAACUUGACAGAGAACCUGACAGAGAACCUGACUGAGAACCUGACAGAGAACCUGACAGAGAACCUUACUGAGAACCUGACAGAGAACCUGACAGAGAACCUGACUGAGAACCUGACUGAGAACCUGACAGAGAACCUGACAGAGAACCUGACAGAGAACCUGACAGAGAACCUGACUGAGAACCUGACAGAGAACCUGACAGAGAUCCUGACAGAGAACCUGACAGAGAACAUGACAGAGAACCUGACAGAGAACCUGACUGAGAACCUGACAGAGAACCUGACAGAGAACCUUACUGAGAACCUGACAGAGAACCUGACAGAGAUCCUGACAGAGAACCUGACAGAGAACCUGACAGACAACCUGACUGAGAACCUGACAGAGAACCUGACAGACAACCUGACUGAGAACCUGACAGAGAACCUGACAGAGAACCUGACAGAGAACCUGACUGAGAACCUGACUGAGAACCUGACAGAGAACCUGACAGAGAACCUGACUGAGAACCUGACUGAGAACCUGACAGAGAACCUGACAGAGAACCUUACUGAGAACCUGACAGAGAACCUGACAGAGAUCCUGACAGAGAACCUGACAGAGAACCUGACAGACAACCUGACUGAGAACCUGACAGAGAACCUGACAGACAACCUGACUGAGAACCUGACAGAGAACCUGACAGAGAACCUGACAGAGAACCUGACUGAGAACCUGACUGAGAACCUGACAGAGAACCUGACAGAGAACCUGACUGAGAACCUGACUGAGAACCUGACAGAGAACCUGACAGAGAACCUGACUGAGAACCUGACUGAGAACCUGACAGAGAACCUGACAGAGAACCUGACAGAGAACCUGACAGAGAUCCUUACAGAGAACCUGACAGAGAACCUGACAGACAACCUGACUGAGAACCUGACAGAGAACCUGACAGACAACCUGACUGAGAACCUGACAGAGAACCUGACAGAGAACCUGACAGAGAACCUGACUGAGAACCUGACUGAGAACCUGACAGAGAACCUGACAGAGAACCUGACUGAGAACCUGACUGAGAACCUGACAGAGAACCUGACAGAGAACCUUACUGAGAACCUGACAGAGAACCUGACAGAGAUCCUGACAGAGAACCUGACAGAGAACCUGACAGACAACCUGACUGAGAACCUGACAGAGAACCUGACAGACAACCUGACUGAGAACCUGACAGAGAACCUGACAGAGAACCUGACAGAGAACCUGACUGAGAACCUGACUGAGAACCUGACAGAGAACCUGACAGAGAACCUGACUGAGAACCUGACUGAGAACCUGACAGAGAACCUGACAGAGAACCUGACUGAGAACCUGACAGAGAACCUGACAGAGAACCUGACUGAGAACCUGACAGAGAACCUGACUGAGAACCUGACUGAGAACCUGACAGAGAACCUGACUCUGAACCUGACAGAGAACCUGACAGAGAACCUGACAGAGAACCUGACUGAGAACCUGACAGAGAACCUGACUGAGAACCUGACUGAGAACCUGACAGAGAACCUGACUCUGAACCUGACAGAGAACCUGACAGAGAACCUGACUGAGAACCUGACUGAGAACCUGACAGAGAACCUGACAGAGAACCUGACUGAGAACCUGACUGAGAACCUGACUGAGAACCUGACAGAGAACCUGACAGAGAACCUGACUGAGAACCUGACUGAGAACCUGACAGAGAACCUGACUCUGAACCUGACUCUGAACCUGACAGAGAACCUGACAGAGAACCUGACAGAGAACCUGACUGAGAACCUGACUGAGAACCUGACUGAGAACCUGACAGAGAACCUGACAGAGAACCUGACUGAGAACCUGACUGAGAACCUGACUGAGAACCUGACAGAGAACCUGACAGAGAACCUGACAGAGAACCUGACAGAGAACCUGACAGAGAACCUGACAGAGAACCUGACAGAGAACCUGACUGAGAACCUGACAGAGAACCUGACAGAGAACCUGACUGAGAACCUGACAGAGAACCUGACAGAGAACCUGACUGAGAACCUGACAGAGAACCUGACAGAGAACCUGACAGAGAACCUGACAGAGAACCUGACAGAGAACCUGACAGAGAACCUGACAGAGAACCUGACAGAGAACCUGACAGAGAACCUGACAGAGAACCUGACAGAGAACCUGACAGAGAACCUGACAGAGAACCUGACAGAGAACCUGACAGAGAACCUGACAGAGAACCUGACAGAGAACCUGACAGAGAACCUGACAGAGAACCUGACAGAGAACCUGACAGAGAACCUGACAGAGAACCUGACAGAGAACCUGACUGAGAACCUGACAGAGAACCUGACUGAGAACCUGACUGAGAACCUGACAGAGAACCUGACUGAGAACCUGACUGAGAACCUGACUGAGAACCUGACUGAGAACCUGACUGAGAACCUGACAGACAACCUGACAGAGAACCUGACAGAGAACCUGACUGAGAACCUGACUGAGAACCUGACAGAGAACCUGACUCUGAACCUGACAGAGAACCUGACAGAGAACCUGACAGAGAACCUGACUGAGAACCUGACUGAGAACCUGACUGAGAACCUGACUGAGAACCUGACAGAGAACCUGACAGAGAACCUGACUGAGAACCUGACAGAGAACCUGACAGAGAACCUGACUGAGAACCUGACUGAGAACCUGACAGAGAACCUGACAGAGAACCUGACAGAGAACCUGACAGAGAACCUGACUGAGAACCUGACGAGAACCUGA
Molecule: messenger RNA, 5808 nt
Organism: Knipowitschia caucasica
Lineage: Eukaryota; Metazoa; Chordata; Actinopteri; Gobiiformes; Gobiidae
Source: the annotation of a GenBank genome assembly